This is a messenger RNA of Microplitis demolitor, 3201 nucleotides long. RefSeq names its product ankyrin-1-like. The record is from RefSeq and is a predicted model, not a curated record. NCBI's taxonomy places the organism in Eukaryota, Metazoa, Arthropoda, Insecta, Hymenoptera, Braconidae. Gene Ontology annotation, molecular function: protein binding. Bases 1 to 3201 code for a protein of 1066 amino acids. The transcript is spliced from 6 exons.
AUGGCACAAAAUCACGAUCAACGACAAUCCCAUCGCCGGAUUUUGGUUACAUCAUUAAAUUAUAUUACAAUUGAAAUGACAACCAGAAAGAUCAAUAAUAAUUUGCCUUCUCAAAUGACGGCAACCGAAGAACCGCCAAGUAAAAAAACUAAAUAUUCCAAACUCCGUAAUAUAAUACCAGAAGAAGAAAUGGAUGUUGACACUGAACCAGAAUUAACUCUUCCCGUUGCGAUUAAAAAUGAAGACAUCAGAGCAAUUGACUAUUUAUUGAAUAAAAAAAUUGACGUUAACAUUAAUCAAGAAUCUUCUCCACCGGCUCUUGAUCUAGCCGUCGAAACACAAAAUUCAGAAGUAAUUAAUAAAAAAGUAAACUUAAGAGAUCAAGGUCAUCCGACACAUCUUAAUGUGGCCAUCAAGUCUGUUUACUUUGAGAGACUUCGACUAUUAAUGAACUCUGUUGAAGAUAUCAAAGAAAUCGUUAGUAUAUUUCAUCCACUGUAUUAUGCAGCCCAAUAUAAUGCUGUCGAAGAAGCUGAGUAUUUAAUUGCCCAAGGUGCUGAUGUUGAAACUUUUAAUAAUAAUUCAUCGUCGCCAUUUUAUCAAUGCACGCCAUUAAGCGUCGCGAUUAAUUGUGGAAGUUUUGAAAUGGCUCAAUUACUAAUAAAUAACCAAGCUAGCGUUCACACUCAGACAAAAUGGGAUAAAAAACCAAUAGACUUAGCUAUCGAAAAAGGAGAUGAUAUUCAUUCUAAUUGUCUCCACAGAUUGUCAGACUUUUAUCAGUAUACUCCAUUACAUGUUGCUAUUCAGCAAGGAAGUUUCGAAGUUGCUCAAUUCCUUCUUAGUAAAGGUGCCGAUGUUAACAUUUGUGGAAAAAAUGGCGAAACACCGCUUAAAAUUGCCAUUGAAAAGAAGAAUUCUGAACUAUUUCAGUUACUCUUCGAUGCUGAAGCUAAAAUACAUAAUUGUCCGAAUGAAGAUUCACCUUUACAUCAAGCUGUUGCUGAAAAUAAUCAUUACGUUACGAAGUUUUUACUCGAACGUGGAUUUGAUGUUAAUGUAAUAUGUAAAUGUCCAGUGUCUAAAUAUUCAGGCUACACGCCACUGCAACUUGCCGUAAGCACAGAAAAUUUGGAAAUUAUAAAUUUAUUAUUCAAAUAUAAAGCGGAUGUUAAUAAAAACACUAAAAAAUUAGGAUCAGUCAUUGGAAUAGCUGUGGAUCAAAGUAAUUAUGAGUUGUACGAGUUGUUAUUAAAAGCUGGUGCAGAUAUUAGAAAAUCUACAAAUAUGACACUCUUACAUAGAGCUGUCGGUGUAAACAAUUAUCGUAUAGCUGAUGAUUUAAUUGAACGCGGUGCAGAUGUUAACGUAAUUAAGAGAUUUGAAACUUCAAAGUACCGUGGUUGCUCACCGUUACGGUUACAAAUUUCAAUUAUGAAUGAAAAUAAAGAAAUCGCAUCAUUGCUUCUUGAAAAACAGGCAAAAGUUCAUGAUAAAAAGUUUGUUGAAACUCCACUUGGUAUCGCUUGCGAGUGCGACGAAACCUUACUUUAUCACGCAGUAAGUAGUGGUCAUAUAAAAAUAGUUGAGCUUUUGCUUGAAAAUGGUGCCAAAGUAAAUGCAAUUAAUGAUUCGGGUGAAACAGCUCUUAUCGCAGCGGUUCUAGGAAAUAAUUUAGAGCUGAUGAAAAUUCUAAUCAAUGCUGGAGCUCAGGUGAAUUUACGUAACAACAAACAUCAUUUACCAUUACACCGGGCAGUUCAGCGUAGAAAUUAUAGUAUUACUCGAUAUUUAAUCGAACAAGGAGCUGAUAUUAAUAGUGUUCGCUUUAACAGAACGCCACUGACUCAUACUUGCUCCAUUGGGAGUAAAGAUAUAGCUGAGCUUUUGAUUAAAAAUGGAGCUGUCAUUGAUGAUGGAAGAGUAUGUAUGACAGCUCUCGGCAUAGCUUGUCAGCAGGCUGAUUUCGAAUUAGUUGAGUUACUAGUAAACUUUGGAGCGAGUGUUGAUUUUCUUUCCGGUGAUGCGACUCCGUUAUAUUGGGCAGUUAAAUCGAAAAAUUUGAAUUUUGUCAAGUAUUUUAUUGAUUAUGGAGUUAAAGAUAUUAAUGCUGGUCAUUGGGGUAAUACCCCAUUGUUCUCAGCAAUUGGAAAUCAAGACCUAAAUAUAGUUGAACUCUUACUUGAACACCGAGCUACAAUGGAUAAUAAUGGUCCUGUGGCUCUUGGAUUGGCUAUCAAGACUCGUAAUUUGAAAUUAGUUGAAUUAAUAUUACAUGCUGAGGGUUCAGAUAUAAAUGCUCCGGGUCUCGGUACUCAAACGCCAUUGGAAAUUUUGGUACAAGAUCAAAAUGUAGAACUGAUGAAGCUUUUACUUAAUUAUCGAGCUAAUAUUGAUUUUAUAACUAGACAAAGUAGGAAAUUUAUUUUUCAUGUUUUACACGUAGGAACUAUCGAAAUGCAGAAGAUAAUAUUAUCUGAAAAUAUUGACAUUAAUUGCAGAGAUAUUAAUGAUAAAACACUCUUAUUGGCUGCUAUUAGAAAGAGAUCAUUUCGAAUAACUAAACUUAUACUUAUGAGAGAAGAUUUUGUCAAUAUUAAUGAUGUCGCCCAGGGCGAGUCUGCGCUUCAUGAGGCUGCUAAACAGGCAUAUCCGUUGAUAUUGAAUCUUUUAUUAAAUGCUGGAGCUGAUGUUAAUCUUGUAAAUAAAGCCGAUCAAACGGCUAUAAAUACAACCAAUAUUGAGAGAAUUAAAAAAAUUAUUAGGGAACACAUGGUAAAAUUGAAGGCCGCUGGUUGGUCUAUAAUUAAUCAAAAUAGAAAGGCAAUCAAGCACACAAAAGGGUUGUACGAUUUUUAUAUUGAAUGUUUAAAAGAAGUCGAAUUAAUGAAAAAUUUGAAAAUUGACAAAACUAUCAUGAAUUAUUAUGAUGUUAUGCAUAUGAAACAACAUGAAAUGGCAGUUAAAUUAAAUAAUUUUAACGAUGAAACUUUAAAUGAACAAGAGUUGCAGUUACAAUUUCCUUUGUAUGGUCAGAUAAUUUACUAUCGUUUAGUUAAAAGCUUACAAAGAAAGAAAUUGUUAAAUACAAGCACUAAUGUAUUUGGUACAUUACUUUCUGGUCAACUACCGUUCGAUAUUAUAAGAGCAAUUAAUCCUUAUUUAAAUAAUAGAGAUCUUAAAGCUUUAUCUCUGUGCUAA